This is a messenger RNA of Hylaeus volcanicus, 2385 nucleotides long. It is a transcript of the gene Pms2, whose product is annotated as mismatch repair endonuclease PMS2. Gene Ontology annotation, biological process: mismatch repair. Gene Ontology annotation, molecular function: mismatched DNA binding; ATP binding; ATP-dependent DNA damage sensor activity. Lineage: Eukaryota; Metazoa; Arthropoda; Insecta; Hymenoptera; Colletidae. The record is from RefSeq and is a predicted model, not a curated record. The transcript has 5 exons. The coding region runs from base 160 to 2208 and encodes 682 amino acids. Gene Ontology annotation, cellular component: MutLalpha complex.
UGGUACUAAAAUUGUGAGACAGUAUUGUUUAUAGAUUUCAUUUAAAUUAUCGAAUGAAAUCCAACCUUUUUCAAAAGAAUGCUUAUGAUAAAAAUAUAUUUGUAUUGAGAUACAUACAAAUAUAAAAUCGAUAUAUCCUGUAACUAUGAAAUAUUAAGAAUGACAGAACCAAUUCCAACAACGGAAAAAUCUAAGAAAAUUAAUGCAAUAAAUAAACAAACUAUCCAUCAGAUAUGUUCUGGUCAGGUGGUUCUGAAUCUUGCAACAGCUAUAAAAGAGCUGGUAGAAAACAGUUUAGAUAGCGGCGCCUCGUUAAUCGACAUUAAGUUGAAGGACUAUGGUAAAACUUGCAUCAGCGUUAGUGAUAAUGGAAGUGGUGUUUUAGAACAAGAUUUUGAAGGAUUAGGUCUGAAGCAUCAUACAUCUAAACUUAGAGAAUUCUCAGAUUUAAUGGAAGUUAAGACCUUUGGAUUUCGCGGAGAAGCACUUAGUUCGCUUUGUUCUUUAGCAGAAGUAAGCAUUAUCACAAGACAUUGCACCAGUGAACAUGGUUUCAAGUUGGAAUUUGAUCACGAUGGUAUUCUACGAAUGAAAGAAGCAUAUGCAAGAGAAAUAGGGACAACUGUACAUGUCAAGGACCUUUUCAAAUGUCUUCCAGUGAGAGCAAAAGAAUUUGAAAAGAAUGUGAAGAAAGAGUACUCUCGCGCUAUUCAUAUACUGUAUAGUUAUUGUUUAGUUUCUGUUGAUACAAAGAUAACAUGUUCAAAUACAAUAUCUGGUAAAUCUUCCAAUCUUGUAGUCAGUACUGCGAGUUCCAGUAAUGUUUUGAGUAAUAUUAAUAAAAUAUUUGGUAAAAAGUCUACCGAUGGACUCUUUGAACUCGAAUUGCUACCUCCUGAUGAAGCAACAAAGCAAGAAUAUAACUUGCCAAAUGAUAUAGUUGUGGAUUUUGAAUGGAAUUGCUAUAUAAGUAGCUGUGAUCACGAUGUUGGACGUUCUGCUCCAGACAGACAAUUUUUCUAUAUAAAUAGUCGACCAUGUGAUCUCGUAAAAAUUAAUAAAUUAAUAAAUCAUACUUAUCAUAAGUACAAUAACAAACAGUACCCGUUUGUUUUUUUAAAUUUAAAAUUGAACAAACAGUCGGCUGAUAUUAAUGUGACUCCUGAUAAAAGAACCAUCUUUUGUGUACAAGAACGCUUAAUAUUAGCUACUCUAAAAUUUAGUUUAGUAACAAAAUGGAAUCAAUUGCAAGGAAGUUUAACGAUUAAGCCUAUAUCUGAAUUAAACUUUGGACUGAAAAGGAAAACUUCCCCUACGAAAUUAGACCCUCCAGCGAAAAGAUUACAGAAUUUACAUACUUUGCCACAAACAGAACAUGUAAAUAAAAAGUGUAUACAAUACGAUGACAAUGGAAUAGAAGGUGAUACGAUAAAUCAGAUAAAAAUAUUAGACAGCGCAGAAAUGCAAAUUAGUAUUUCAACGAUUAAACAGAAAUUUCAAGAAAGACAAAAUAUGUCGAAGCGUACGUCUACAGACACGAGAAUUAAAUAUAAAGCACAGAUGGAAUCAAAUCAAAAUUCUAACGCAGAAAAGGAACUAAAACGGGAAUUAACAAAGGAAUCGUUUCUUAAGAUGGAGAUCAUAGGUCAGUUUAAUCGUGGUUUUAUAAUAGCUCGUUUAAAAGAGGAUCUGUUCAUCAUCGACCAACAUGCUACAGAUGAAAAGUAUCGUUUUGAAAAACUUAAUAACGAGACGCAGUUAAAAACUCAGAAAUUAAUAAUUCCUAAAUGUUUGAAUCUUUCUUCGUUAAAUGAAACGAUAUUAAUUGAACAUCAGAAAACAUUCGAAGAUAAUGGUUUUUCUUUCGAAAUCAAUUCUGAAGCUGAUUCUGGUCAUCGUGUUAACUUGACGGGUAUACCAGUUAGCGGAUACUGGCAAUUUGGACAAGAAGACAUAGAAGAAUUAAUUUUUCUUAUCAGGGAAGGUGGGGUAGAAAAUAAAGAAAAACAUGUAUUCCGUCCAAGUCGAGUGAGUCAAAUGUUAGCAUCCAGAGCUUGUCGCAGUGCUGUUAUGAUUGGUACGGUUCUCAACAAUAACGAAAUGCAAAAAUUAAUUAUACAAAUGGCGCAAAUGGAAAAUCCUUGGAGUUGCCCCCACGGUAGACCAACUAUAAGACAUCUGUUAUCAUUACAGCUUACCUACAAAUAGUUAGUGGUGCCAUCUAGCAGCAACAAUACGCAAUAUUUACAAAAUUUUUGAAUUUGUCUUGAAAAAUGCUUAUAUUUUUAUAUAUUUAUAAUUAGCGUAGAAUCACCCCCUACUCGCUUCUACCACCAAUUACGGGACACCCUGUAUAUGUAAAUGCAAAUAAAUGUUUAAACAAUA